GCACGGAGGAAAGCGGCGCUGCCAUUGGAAAAUAUUUCCAGGGCUGCUGGCCGCUUAAGUGCCCUCCCAUCCGCUUCACACAUUAUCCUGUCAGCCAGAGGUUACACCGACAGGGCUCCAGGCUCGCAAAAAUGCGAUUAAGUAUAAACACCCAGCUAGUUAUAAAGGUUUUGGGCUUCGCAAAAUCUCACCGGAUUUAAAGGAGGAACGCGUAUGAGCCGGAGCGACCUCACUGUUUUCAAGGUUUCCUGUGGAGGUUGUUGGACGGGACAGCGGAGCAUCGACUGAGGUUUCCGGCUCUUCGCUCUACUUCCCCAUCUCAGAGAUGCUGCCCUGCUUGCGGAGAGUCCUGCGGCCUGCCUUCUCUCUCAGAGCCGGGACUGGUCUGACCGGAGCCGCGCUCAAAACCCACCAAACGCCCGCUCUAGCAUCCCCGGUGCAGCUCGCCUCGGAGACCCCGCUCUCCGUGGUGGUGCAGCGGUGUCACCUGGGCACACACCCCCUGAAGGAGCCGAUGGAGCCCCUCAACUCACCCCGAGGAGCCAAGGAGUUUAUUUAUAGCCUUCAUCCGUCUGAACGCACCUGUCUGCUCAGAGAGCUGCACAGGUUCGAGUCCAUAGCUAUUGCUCAAGGACAGCUGGAAAUUGCACCACCCACUGCAGCACAGUUAAGAUAUGUUCUGCUGCACAAUGCACUCCCAUUCGUUGGAUUUGGAUUCCUGGACAACUGCAUCAUGAUUGUUGCUGGCACACAGAUUGAGUUAUCAAUCGGCGUGGUUCUCGGCAUUUCAACUAUGGCAGCUGCUGCGCUGGGCAACUUGGUAUCAGACCUGGCAGGACUGGGGCUGGCAGGUUAUGUAGAAGCGUUGGCGUCUCGGUUGGGGAUGCAGAUUCCUGACCUGAGCCCAAAACAGGCUGAUAUGUGGCAGACAAGAGUCAGCUCUCACACGGGUAAAGCCAUCGGCGUGGGCAUCGGCUGCAUCCUCGGUAUGUUUCCCCUCCUCUUCUUCAAGGACGAGGAUGAGAAGAAAGAAGGCCAGACGGAGGUGAAGGAGCAAACGCAGUCGCCACCUGCUCCAACAGAGAGCAGCGAAAACUGAGGCGAGGCUAGAGACAAAUACUAUUCAGAAUCCGUUUGAAUGCUUGACUUAAUCUGACGCCGACUGCUCUCGCCUUGUGCGCUGGAGCGUAUGGAAAUAUCAGUGAACUCCAUACGGUCCAAUCGCACGGCUCAGUCGAACUAUCUGAGGUAUUCUGAAGAGGAUUUUAGAUAAUAUUCGAUCACAAACUCUGAACUUAAGCACAGGAGGCUCGUCAUCUCUUGAAGAAACGACUGCUGCUACCUGAUCCCGUAACCUCACUUCGUCUCGACUGACCGACACGGUCAUUUGUCUAAGACACCUCCUCUUACCUCUGGCUAUAGAUGGCUAGAUCACAUAUAGGUUAACUGACAGCUUCGUGCACCCCCUGAAAUAUUAUAGGAGAAAACCCAGUUAGAGCUCAGUCGUGUUAUAAAGUUCUUGUUUUCUGUCAGAAAUCUUGAAAACCUUACAGGGAAGACGGAACGAAGUCAGUUUAGUGUUCCAGAUCAGCCAAUGUUUAAACACCUUUUCCGUGUUUCCCUGUCAGGUUUUGGUGGUUAUAAACCAAGAACACGGUGUCUUCAGUUCCUAAAGCAUGUAAGCUUCUGGAUUUGAGCAAGUCCUGCCUCAUCCACAGACCUUGACAACUAGUCCGCUGCAGGUGGUUAAAUCUGUAACACCUGAAAGCUUCUUCUUCUCCUCAGUGAUGCACUGCAUAUGCACACCUCUGCCAAAGGGUUCACACAAAUCACUGAAGAAGUUAAAUGUAUUUAAAAGUCCUACAAAAUAUUUUAAAGAAGAGGCAGAGGGAGGAAGAGGCAGUGAACAACGAUAUGAAGUAUAAACUGUGGAUCACCUGGAUCCUCU
This is a messenger RNA of Pundamilia nyererei, 1948 nucleotides long. Its product is annotated as transmembrane protein 65-like. Gene Ontology annotation, biological process: regulation of cardiac conduction; cardiac ventricle development. The record is from RefSeq and is a predicted model, not a curated record. Gene Ontology annotation, cellular component: mitochondrion. The transcript is spliced from 8 exons. The coding region runs from base 326 to 1099 and encodes 257 amino acids. NCBI's taxonomy places the organism in Eukaryota, Metazoa, Chordata, Actinopteri, Cichliformes, Cichlidae.